Messenger RNA from Anneissia japonica, 2692 nucleotides. RefSeq names its product U3 small nucleolar RNA-interacting protein 2-like. The record is from RefSeq and is a predicted model, not a curated record. Bases 122 to 1507 code for a protein of 461 amino acids. NCBI's taxonomy places the organism in Eukaryota, Metazoa, Echinodermata, Crinoidea, Comatulida, Comatulidae. Gene Ontology annotation, molecular function: protein binding; snoRNA binding. The transcript is spliced from 13 exons. Gene Ontology annotation, cellular component: small-subunit processome.
AGUCUUAGGUCAUGUAAGGUUCGUAGUACACAUGUUGGUGGUAGCAUGCUGAAUUUGUUGACAAACUUGGUUGGGGUGUAGUGUAGUAUAAAGUCUUCCAUUUUGUAUGCAUAAUUGAAAGAUGUCAUUCUUCAUUAAGGGUUCGGGUAAAACUAAGACCAAAAAGCGUAAGCCAACUACUCCAGAGAAAGCUGUACCAAAGAAAAAGGCAAGAAGACCAAGAAAUGAUGAAAUACUUAGCGAGUCAGAUGACAGUGACAAUGAAAGGAAGAAAGAUAGUGAUAUCGAGUUGUCUGAGGCUGAAGAAGAGACUGCCCAAGAGAAACGACUCCGGCUUACAAAACUUUAUUUAUCACAACUUGAACAAGAAGAAAGAGACAAAAGUGAAUUACAUGAAAUAGAUGAAGAUGCCGUAGCUCACAGAUUACAAGAUGAAAUUCUUGAACAAAGAGGGAAGUUGCAACGUAAAGUGGCUGAACUGCUUGUUCCCCCUACCAUGGAGGACCUAAGGGUUUUGAGAGGUCACAGGUUACCACUGACCUGCCUCGUAAUCUCUUCGGACAAUAAGUUUAUCUACAGUGCAUCUAAAGAUGGUGCUAUUAUUAUGUGGAAUUUUGAAACUAGUAAGAAAAUUAAAAUUAUUCCUGGUGGAAGAAAGGGUACAGAAGAUACACAUAUUGGGCAUACAACGCAAGUACUGGCUUUGGCUAUAUCAACAGAUAACAAGUUUCUGGCAUCUGGUUGUAAAAGCAAAGUCAUACAUAUAUGGAAUCCUCAGAGCAUGGAACGUAUACACACUUUCAAAGGCCAUAGGGACUCAAUAUCGGGGCUGGCAUUUAGAAAGGGGACACAUCAGUUAUUCAGUGCAUCUCAUGAUAGAUCAGUCAAGGUGUGGAAUCUGGACGAGAUGGCCUACGUCGAAACACUGUUUGGUCAUCAAGAUUCUAUAACUGCUAUAGACAGUCUGACGCGUGACAGAGCUGUUACUGCUGGCAGUCGGGAUAAUACAGUCAGAAUAUGGAAAAUCCCAGAGGAAUCCCAGCUAGUUUUUAAAGGCCACAGUGGUUCCAUUGAUUGUAUUCGACUGAUCAACGAAGAACAUAUGAUAUCUGGAGGAGAGGAUGGUUCAGUUGCCGUCUGGAGUAUAAUGAAGAAGAAACCUAUUGCUGUAGUAGAGAAUGCACAUGAAAACUCUGAUGGAGCCCGCCAUCAACAAAACUGGAUAAGUGCAGUGGCGGCCUUGCACAAUACUGACCUGUUGGCUACAGGUACAUGCUCAAGAGACUCAUUUAUUAGACUGUGGCAUUGUGGGACAGGAUUCAGAUCUCUCACCCCUCUCUUCAAUAUCCCAGUGAUGGGCUCUGUUAAUGAUUUACAGUUCACAAGUGAUGGGCGCCACCUAGUGGCAGCAGUUGGCCAGGAACACAAGUGGGGUAGAUGGUGGCGGCUGAAAAAUGCAAAGAACUGCAUUGUUAUCAUUAAGUUAAAGAAAGACAAGGAUGUUUGAAUUGAAUGAAAAAAGGUCAAAUAUCAGCAAUAUUUGGAUCAAAACGGUUAGCGCCAAAAUACAUACUCUGAAUACACCAAAGAUAAUGGCACUUACCCCGGUAUUCUUAAAACAAACUUUAGUCGUAGUUAGGAACUAAAAAACUUAGAAAAUACGUCAUUUCGUAUUCUUAAAGCGAACUUCGACUAGCACUAAGACUAAUUCUCAUCGUUUUGUAACUUAUUUAGAACCCCUUGAGUUGGAACGAUAUUUGGUAAAAUUCGGUUUUCUGCCUUACUAGCUUUUGUAUAUUUGAAUUUCUUGAACAUAAGCUCUUGGCACUGAAAACCCAUGCAAGAUAAUUAAUAUUUAGAACAAGAUAAAAAAGUUUUCCUUGCCAAGUAACAGGCACAUAAAUAAUAACAUUCUUAUUCUUUGCAUAGACACAUAAAAUGAAAUAAUUUAUUUAGCACUACACCUGAUGAAGCCCCAGCAAAAGCUCAUGAUUAUAAUCAUAUCGUUAUUUAAAAAUGUGAUACAAACCGAUUUCUUAUUUACUGAUUAAUAUGGCUACUCGACUACCUUUUAAUAAUUUAUUUGAUUCUUUUAAAUGAGUAAUCACAUUUUUAAGGUUUUAGCAUAGUAUAUCCAGUGCCGUAUCUAGGGAGUGCGCAGGGGUCCAUGCCCCCCCCCCCCCAAAAUGGCUCACUUUCCCCACUCGCUCUCAAGUAGUUGAAAGUAACCUCAUCGAAUUUUUUUUUUGCAAGGUAGGGCCCUCACUUAAUUUUCAAGUCCCCCUACUUCACCUUUUUCCCCCCUCCCAUCAUCCCCCAUUUCAAAAUUCCUAGACACACCACUGAGCAUAUUUUGAAGUAUAUAUAAAUUGACACCAUAAUUUUGGGCCCAUAUUUAAUCAAAUAUUAAUAUUAAUAUUUCACUAAUGUAUCUAGAUCUCCAAAGCGUCCCAGCUUUGAUAUAGAAUUUACAAUACAUUACAUAGUACUUCACCUAGUGAUAGCUAUGUUAAUGCUUCCGAACUCAAUUACCAUUUAAUCAUUUUUAAUAUUAAAUAAAAGUAACAUUUUUUUAAAAGUUGCAUAACAUUUUCUUCAUAAAAUGAAUUUUGAAGGUAAAGAGAAAUGUUUCUUUUUCAAAGUGGUCUGUACAAAGAUGACAAACUAAUAAAAUUAUGUUUAUACAAUAACA